Lepisosteus oculatus (spotted gar) is the source of this 3683-nucleotide messenger RNA. It is a transcript of the gene gabrg2, whose product is annotated as gamma-aminobutyric acid type A receptor subunit gamma2. NCBI's taxonomy places the organism in Eukaryota, Metazoa, Chordata, Actinopteri, Semionotiformes, Lepisosteidae. Gene Ontology annotation, molecular function: GABA-A receptor activity; benzodiazepine receptor activity; GABA-gated chloride ion channel activity. Gene Ontology annotation, cellular component: neuron projection; plasma membrane; GABA-A receptor complex. Gene Ontology annotation, biological process: chloride transmembrane transport; signal transduction; gamma-aminobutyric acid signaling pathway. The record is from RefSeq and is a predicted model, not a curated record.
UAAUUCCAUCAUCACAUUUAACAAUUUGUGUAUAUAUACAGAACUAUUUGCUCAUCGAUUAAUUUGCACUUUAAAAACGUUUUCUUCCAUUUCAUACAUCUCAUAUCCUGUAGAGCCUAUACAUUACAUAGACCGCUGUGAUUUGUCACGCUUUCUCGUCGCCAAACCAGUACUUCCCCGGCUGGGUUCGUGCUGCUUCUAUCUAUAUUGAGCACCAAGUUCUCUGCAAAGCAUGGAACAAUAGCUUAACAGAACCGCCUCUGUGGAUUUUUAGUAUUUUCUGUUUAAAACCUUGCAACUGAGCACCAUUCGUGCAUUAAAAAGAGAAGCGAAGUAAGGUUUAUUUUUUUUUUGCUGUGCGAUGAAACCACGCAUGUGUUGAUCUGUGCUGCAGCAACGUGCAUCAAUUCCUCUUUGACCCCAGAGUUAAUCUGCAUUCAGUCAGAAGCUCCAAUAUAUUUGCUAGCUGCUGGAUUUUAAGGUUUUCCUGGGCUGUUGCAUUUAUGUAAUUUUUUUUGCAAUUAUUUCUUAAGAUCUGGGAAGCUUGCUUUGAUUUGAUCAGGUCUGACUGCUUCCGCAGCACCGCUGCAGAUCUCAUUUUCAAACCCGAAUGCUAAUGCAACCUGCUAUGUGUGUAAUGUAUCAGAGAGAAGGUAGACAGUAAAUAAAGGGACUCGUCCAUCUGCAAUAAAGAGAGGAAAAAAGAAGAUGGUGAUCAUGGCUCCUCCAAAUUUAACAUAUAAAUAUUCGACUGCGGUGACGAAGCCUGUUUACUCUCUGAAGAUAAUUAUAUGGGUUUUUCUAAUCGCCAAUCUUCCUUCCAGAUCUCUCCAAAAAGAAGAUGAGGAAGAUGAAGAUUUAGUGUCCAACAAAACCUGGGUGCUGACUCCAAAAGUAUAUGAAAGCGAUGUCACACACAUUUUAAACAGCUUGCUAGAUGGAUACGACAACAAGCUGAGGCCAGAUAUAGGAGUUAAGCCAACUGUAAUCCAUACUGACAUGUUUGUAAACAGCAUUGGUCCCGUAAAUGCUAUAAAUAUGGAGUAUACAAUUGAUAUAUUUUUUGCGCAAACCUGGUAUGACAGACGGCUGAAAUUCAAUAGCACAAUGAAAGUCCUUCGACUCAACAGUAACAUGGUUGGCAAGAUUUGGAUACCUGACACUUUCUUUCGGAACUCAAAGAAGGCCGAUGCUCACUGGAUAACAACACCAAACCGCAUGCUUAGGAUUUGGAAUGAUGGGAGAAUACUGUACACCCUAAGGUUGACUAUUGAUGCUGAGUGCCAGCUAAAACUGAACAACUUCCCCAUGGAUGAACAUUCCUGCCCCCUGGAGUUUUCAAGCUAUGGCUACCCCAGAGAAGAAAUUGUCUACAAGUGGAAAAGGAGCUCGGUUGAGGUUGGAGACACCCGGUCAUGGAGGCUUUACCAGUUUUCUUUUGUUGGGCUGAGAAACACCACAGAAGUUGUGAAGACAGUUUCAGGAGAUUAUGUUGUGUUGACAGUCUUCUUUGAGCUAAGCAGGAGGAUGGGCUACUUUACCAUUCAAACCUACAUUCCCUGCACUCUAAUUGUUGUGCUUUCCUGGGUAUCCUUCUGGAUUAAUAAGGAUGCAGUACCAGCCCGAACAUCCUUAGGUAUCACGACUGUUCUGACAAUGACCACUCUGAGUACCAUUGCUCGCAAGUCCCUGCCCAAAGUUUCCUAUGUGACUGCGAUGGAUUUGUUUGUGUCUGUUUGCUUUAUUUUCGUAUUUGCUGCCUUGAUUGAAUAUGGAACGCUGCACUACUUUGUCAGCAACAGAAAACCAAGCAAAGACAAAGACAAGAAGAAAAAAAAUCCCCUCCUUCGGCUGUUUUCUUCAAAGACGCCCACUGUGGAUAUUCGUCCUCGCUCUGCGACAGCCAUUCAGAUGAACAAUGCCACGCACCUCCAGGAGAGAGAUGAGGAGUAUGGCUAUGAGUGUCUAGACGGCAAGGACUGCACCAGCUUCUUCUGCUGUUUCGAAGAUUGUCGGUCAGGAGCCUGGCGACAUGGUCGAUUGCACAUCCGCGUCUCUAAAAUAGACUCCUAUGCUCGUAUUUUCUUCCCUACUGCUUUUGGUUUGUUUAACCUAGUAUACUGGGUCUCAUAUCUCUAUCUUUAGAUUGAAUAUGUAGCUGGCCUUAAUGCACAAUUACAAGACCGUAUCUUUUUUGGCCUACUGAAAAUGAACGCAACAAAAAGGCUUGCCAUCUGUAUUUGUUUUUCUUUUUUUAUGUGUCAUUUUUUUAAGAAGCAUCGGUUCAGAUUGAUUAAGCAAAAGUUGUAGCAUAUUCCAACAGAAAGGUUAGUGAAUGGGUUUUUGUUCUUAAAAUGAACCAAAAAAUAGAGAGGACUACAGUGAGUUUCUGGGACAUUUUACAGUCACAGCUGGACUGUUGUGCAGUCCUAUGAAUACCUUGAUGUCUUGGGGUUUAGAGUAUUGUAACCUGAAUUGAGGGUUGCAAGAACUAAAACAGAGGCAGCACUGUUUUGUAUCAUGAUACAGCUCUAACAUGAUAGCCAAGAGAUUUUUCUUUGGGGUUUUAAGCAUACUUUAAUGGGAUUUUUCCUAUCCCAGAUACCCCUUCUCAAAGGUGCUGAAGCAAAUUAGUCCAGACAGUGGCCAUGGUAUGCACAUAACAAUGUUCAUAAAACCAGUUUCAGAAGUCAGCAGACAAGUUCUGGCUGUCAGACUGAUUAUUGCAUAUACAGUAGGGUUUACUGCAUUUUUUAAAAUGUGACCAUUUCUUAAGAGAAUGGUUGCACUAGAACAGAAAAGAGAACUCUAAAACAGUAAGAAGAUGUUUUCAAAAACAUUUAAUCAUUCACUGUCUUGAUUUGUUUGUAUAAUGAAGCCGGGUGUCAAUUCGUAUCUAUGAUCCCACUGUGUUUCUGAACACUAUGGCUUCUGAAAUAGUAUUUCUGAUUGAAACAAUGUAUUGCACGAUAAUGAAUGAAUAACCAUACAUCACUGAAGAGGAAGAGAAAAUGGAUAUAAUAUGUAUACCACUUAAGUAAUGUGAAUGAGCACUUUAAAAGUGUGAUGCACAUUUACACAGCAAGUGUAUUUAAAAAAUUUGAAUUUGAAUCACAGAAUCAUAGGAACAGUGUUGCUGUUAAAUGUAUUGAAGAGGCUAGAAAAACAUAUGGUCUCAGAUCAAUUGUAAAAACACAAAUGUAAAUAUUUGAAUAUACUGUAGUGGAUUACAUUUAUUGCAUGCAUCCAUGAGGCCAAAAAUGAAAAUAUGUAUUACGGUCUUAUUCUGUUGUCUAUGAAAAAACACUGUAAAUGAUGGACUUAAUUUUCUUUUCUUUUUUUUUAAGAAAAGGAGAAGAUUUAAUUGGAAAAAAACUUAAAAUGCUCAGCUAUCCCAUGUGCAUGAGAUCUACGCUGGGAUUAAAGCCAGCUGUAGAUGGAGAGAGAUCAUAUUUCGACUGCUUAAAGUGGUAAAGCAAAACAAUUUGUAGACAGCAUCACAUAGAAGUGAGGGUACUUCUCUUGUAGUCUGUGUUUUUAUGUUUGCUUUCCAGUAUUUCAAGGAAAUUCCGAAUAUUAUCCUGGUGCAUCAAAUCAUAUUUUUGGUCUGUUACUGCAUAGAGAUAAAGAGAAUGUUGUUGGGUUUUUUUUACAACAAAAAAUAAAUGAUAAAGUUCCCUGUA